Brenthis ino (lesser marbled fritillary) is the source of this 471-nucleotide messenger RNA. Lineage: Eukaryota; Metazoa; Arthropoda; Insecta; Lepidoptera; Nymphalidae. The record is from the annotation of a GenBank genome assembly.
AUGUUUUUUCACUUCCGUUUCUGCUUCUGGUUCCGCAAAUUUUAUAACAGAACUCUGAACGGAAGCGGGGAGAAAGUCCAGCCUUCUACUUCCAAAUCAUCAGCAUCAUUGCAAAUAUUGGAAUCGAUGUUAAGUGUAAAUGAAGACCAGGAGGAGGACUCUUCUACAGCUGACGAUGGUGACAAUUUACUUUUAAAGAUACAGUCACACCUUCGGGAGUACAAGAAAGAAAAAAGGCUACCUCUUCAUGAGGAUCCCCUUAUGUGGUGGAAUGGAAAUGCGCACAAAUAUAAUAAUAUUUUGCCAAUAGUUCGCCAAUACUUAUCAGCUCCCCCCAGCAGUGUAGCCAGCGAGCAAUUAUUUAGCGGAGCUGGUUUAAUAUAUGAAGAACAUCGAAAUAGGCUGAAAGGUGAAAAAGCGGCCAAGUUACUCUUUAUUAAAUAUAACUUGCCGCUGUUUAAUUUUGACUAC